Aptenodytes forsteri (emperor penguin) is the source of this 10658-nucleotide messenger RNA. It is a transcript of the gene PPP1R9A, whose product is annotated as protein phosphatase 1 regulatory subunit 9A. Gene Ontology annotation, cellular component: dendrite; cytoplasm; actin cytoskeleton. Gene Ontology annotation, molecular function: actin filament binding. The record is from RefSeq and is a predicted model, not a curated record. The coding region runs from base 205 to 4215 and encodes 1336 amino acids. Gene Ontology annotation, biological process: calcium-mediated signaling; actin filament organization; neuron projection development. NCBI's taxonomy places the organism in Eukaryota, Metazoa, Chordata, Aves, Sphenisciformes, Spheniscidae. The transcript has 18 exons.
UCUUGAGAGUCCUCGGUUGUGCUGCUUUGUCAGAAUUGACCGCAUGUGUUUAGAUAUUUGCCUCCAGAUCUUCUGUCGAGUAUGGCCCUGCUGAAGGGCAGUGCCCCCUGAGAAAAACACUCAAGCAGAAUCUCAGCUGUGACAGAAUACUGAAAGCGGUACCGCAGAAACUAUGUAAGCUGGUUUUGCCCUCCUGGAGUAAACAUGAUGAAAACAGAGUCUUCAGGAGAAAGGUCAACCCUCCGAAGUGCCUCUCCUCACAGGAAUGCUUACAGAACUGAGUUUCAGGCGCUGAAAAGCACCUUUGACAAACCGAAAUCGGAUGGAGACCAAAAAACGAAAGAGGAAGGAGAGGCCUCGCAGAGCAGGGGAAGGAAAUAUGGCUCAAAUGUCAAUAGAAUUAAGAACUUAUUUAUGCAAAUGGGCAUGGAGCCCAGUGAAAGUGCUGGAGUUACCCCUAAAACCAGGGGGAAGGGUGGCCCUCCGUCACCUCAAAGACGAAUUAGGCCCAAAGAAUUUGUAGAAAAAGCGGAUGGUUCAAUUGUAAAAUUGGAAUCAUCCGUCUCAGAAAGGAUUAGUAGAUUUGAUACUAUCCAUGAUGGUCCUUCCUAUUCCAAGUUUACUGAAACUCGGAAGAUGUUUGAGCGAAAUGCUCAUGAAACAGGACAUUCCAAUCGCUAUUCCCCAAAGAAAGAGAAAGUCGUUUCCAAUGAGCUUCCGGAUGAAUGGUGCAGCUCUAAGUCUCACAGAGGCAGCACUGAUUCACUGGACAGUCUUAGCCCAAGGACAGAGACCGUCUCUCCAACUGUGAGUCAGCUCAGCGCAGUUUUUGAGAACACUGACUCACACAACGUAAUCAUUGUAGAAAAGUCAGAGAACAAUGAAGAGUACUCUGUAACUGGUCACUAUCCGCUAAACCUCUCGUCUACUGUCGCAAAUAUCUCCUCCCCAGUUGCAAACCUUGAGGGUUUCAGUCCUCUGAAAGAUACCAGCACGUGGUCUCCGCCAGCCAAACAGAGUACAGGCUUGAUGUCUGCCGAGAACUCUCAGCAGAAUAGCACGCCUUCAGCACUGAGACAGAAGACAUCCACAGGCACUUUGGCAGGUUCAAAAACAACUGAAGAAAUAAAGAAGAGUACAGAGGCAAGUGCUGAUUCUGUUGAGAGCUCUGCAGUGAGUCAACAGGAUUUGGUCAACGUGCUUGACAGUGAAAGAUCUGUGGACAGCUGUGGUAGGAGUAAGUCAAAAACAGAGACAGAAGUUUUGUUGCAACAAAAGGAAUGGUCAGAGCAUGCAGAGGGUGUCUUUGAUAGACCCGAAGCUGCAGAAGUACCAAGAAACGUAGCUUCAGGUGGUGAUUUUGCCACAGAUGCUGUUUCAGACGCUACUGAGUCCCAUUAUGAUGAAGCAAGUGAAAAAGAAGUGCAAGAAGAUGUGAAUAAUUUUCAGAGUUCCCACGUGUACAUGCACUCUGACUACAAUGUGUAUCGGGUACGAUCGAGAUAUAAUUCUGACUGGGGAGAGACAGGUACAGAACAGGAUGAUCAGGAUGACAGUGAUGAAAAUAACUGUUAUGAACCUGAUAUGGAAUAUUCUGAAAUUAAUGGAUUGCCAGAUGAAGAUGAAAUCCCAGCCAACAGAAAAAUACAGUUUAGCCGUGCUCCAAUUAAGGUUUUCAAUACAUAUUCCAAUGAAGACUAUGACAGGAGAAAUGAUGAAGUUGACCCAGUGGCUGCAUCAGCUGAAUAUGAACUUGAGAAGCGUGUGGAAAAGCUGGAGCUCUUCCCAGUUGAACUAGAAAAAGAUGAAGAUGGACUUGGCAUAAGCAUUAUUGGAAUGGGAGUCGGAGCAGAUGCAGGCCUUGAAAAACUGGGAAUAUUUGUCAAAACAGUAACAGAAGGUGGGGCAGCAGAAAGAGAUGGCAGGAUCCAAGUGAAUGACCAAAUUGUGGAAGUUGAUGGCAUCAGUCUGGUUGGUGUUACGCAAAAUUUUGCUGCAACUGUUCUUAGAAACACCAAAGGGAAAGUCAGGUUUGUAAUUGGACGAGAAAAACCGGGCCAAGUGAGUGAGGUUGCGCAGCUGAUUAGCCAAACUCUAGAACAAGAACGCCGCCAGAGAGAGCUGCUGGAGCAGCAUUAUGCACAGUAUGAUGCAGAUGAUGAUGAGACAGGGGAAUAUGCUACAGAUGAAGAAGACGAAGACAUGGGACCUGUCCUUCCAGGAGGUGACAUGGCUAUUGAAGUGUUCGAUCUCCCUGAAAAUGAUGACAUGUUCUCCCCCAGUGAUGUGGACACCAGCAAGCUUGCUCACAAAUUCAAAGAGUUACAAAUCAAACAUGCUGUUACAGAAGCUGAAAUUCAGAAGCUGAAGACGAAGCUGCAGGCUGCUGAGAAUGAGAAGGUGAGGUGGGAAUUGGAGAAGACCCAACUCCAGCAGAACAUUGAGGAGAAUAAGGAAAGAAUGAUGAAAUUAGAGAGUUAUUGGAUUGAGGCACAAACCCUGUGUCACACGGUGAAUGAGCACCUCAAGGAGACGCAAAGCCAGUAUCAGGCUCUGGAGAAGAAAUAUAACAAGGCAAAGAAAUUAAUCAAGGAUUUUCAGCAAAAAGAACUUGACUUCAUCAAACGCCAGGAAGCUGAACGAAAGAAAAUAGAAGAUUUGGAGAAAGCACACCUUGCAGAGGUUCAAGGCUUACAAGCUCGUAUACGAGACUUGGAAGCAGAAGUUUUCAGGCUAAUGAAGCAAAAUGGGAGCCAGGUUAACAAUAACAACAACAUUUUUGAAAGGCAGACAUCUUUUGGAGAAGUUUCUAGAGGAGAUCCAGUGGAAAAUCUAGAUACUAAACAAGUGUCCUGCCUGGAUGGCUUAAGUCAAGAUUUCAAUGAAGCAGUGCCAGAAACGGAGAGACUGGACUCCAAAGCCCUGAAGACUCGAGCUCAGCUUUCAGUGAAGAACAAGCGGCAAAGGCCUUCUAGAACAAGGCUGUAUGAUAGCAUCAGUUCAACUGAUGGAGAGGACAGCCUUGAACGAAAGCCGUCAAACAGUUACAGUAGUCCCAUGCACAUUUCAAAAUCACCACUGCCCUUAUGCAUGAGAGCAUCCUCACCAGCAUCAGAUUCUGGUGCUUCCUCCCUCUCCCCCGUGGCUAGCAGUGCAGCAAUCUCACUUGACAACCUAACUGAAAACCAAGAAGAAGGACAGCACCACAAAGGAGGUGUCCUUUCCCCACAUGCUCGGGGAGGCACUCCACUUUCCUCUCCUUCAAAAUCUGGGCACAGCUCUGAAGCAUCUCCUUUGCAUCACCCAGCUGGCAGGAAUAUUUUACAGGAUAAAGAUGGUGCCACAUGUGCUCAGGCAGCAAGAACAACUAGCCCUACUAUAGGGCAUACAGAAAAACUAAAGCGAAAACUUGCAGAUCUUGGGGCUCCCUUGAGAAGGAGUUCAAACAAGGGCAAGAAGCGGAAAGAGAAAGAAGCUAUUAGGGUGACCUAUGGCAGUAGGAUUGCCAGAGAGAUGCUGCAGAAAUCAGCAAACACUAAAUCUUUAGCAGAGCGAUCCUCCUCUCUCCCACACUGUGUACCAUUCAUGUGGUACGGAGAGAGUGGCAAGGGAUCCAAUUCUUCUAGCAACCUGCCAUCACCUGCCAGCUCAACUGAACCUUCCUCUGAAAAUAUAAGUCCAGCUAAAAAAGGGUCAAAGAAUUUCACAUUCAACGAUGAUUUCAGUCCCAGCAGCACAAGUUCAGCUGAUUUGAGCGGUUUAGGAGCAGAACCUAAAACCCCAGGUUUCUCGCACUCCUUAGCACUGUCAUCAGAUGAGAUCCUUGACGAUGGACAGUCUCCUAAGCACAGUCAGUGUCAGAGUCGUGCUGUUCAGGAGUGGAGUGUGCAGCAGGUUUCCCACUGGUUAAUGAGCCUGAACCUUGAACAGUAUGUUUCUGAAUUCAGUGCCCAAAACAUUAAUGGGGAGCAUCUCCUUCAGCUGGAUGGGAGCAAGCUCAAGGCUCUUGGUAUGACAUCUUCCCAGGACAGAGCAAUCAUUAAAAAAAAGCUAAAGGAAAUGAAAGCAUCCUUGGAGAAAGCUCGCAAAGCUCAAGAGAAAAUGGAAAAGCAAAGGGAAAAGCUUCGGAAGAAGGAGCAAGAGCAACUGCAGAGGAAAUCGAAGAAAACAGACAAGUCUUCAGCAGAUGCAACAGAGGGCACUAAUGAGCAGUGAUAAGCAGAAGUGCUGCUGUGUUAGGAAAGUGGAGGCACUUCAAGGGAAGAGAAACUCAUAUCCACUCUGGUGCCCCUUCAGCUUUCUUGUAUUCAUUACACAAGAGUGUGUACAGAGAAAUGGGGCUAUACAUAGAAUGACUAGGGAAAUUUAUAUUGUGUAGUUUUAUUUUCCCGCAUACCCAGUUCACGCUCGUUGUUGUUGCCAUGUGAAACAACCCCAGCCCCUCGGUUUGUUUUGUUGUUGUUGACAGCUAACAGAUUUCAUAUUUGUGUGGCGGUGUUUCCUUCCAAACUACUCUUCUCUAUUGAGCUCUCUGUGUUUGGUCACUUCAGUAACCAGCAUGAUGCCGAGGAGCAUGGUCCACUGCUUCACCUCUUCUGAAUAGGAUGGCCAGUCAAAAUGAUUGGUGAACGUUUCUUCAGCUGGGUAAAAGGAGUUGUGCUCUGUCUGAUAAAAGUUGACCUAACUUUCUAACUGGAAGUUCAGCUUCUUUACGGUGUUUGGAUACUCAGUUCCGUCUGCUGGAGUAAGUUUCAUCUUGCGUCAGUACCUUGAAGCGACAGUACUCUGGAAACACAGCUGUUCAGUGACUUUUUAUUAUACACUGGAGAUAAAGACAGGAGAGUCGAUAUUCCCCCUGGGCAAAAAAGACAGGAGGUGAAACUCUUUCUGUUAACUGUACAAUAGUUAAUCCAGGAAGGAGGCAAAGCCUUAACUGAUUUUGUGGGUUUACACAGAAAUCUGAGGAUAACAUUUAUCCUUUAGAUAUCUGAGCAAGGAUGAAUUUCUAACUAGAGCACAGCGUAUAGAUCUGUAUAAAUUUCAUUGUGCCCCCAGUGUGUAGGCAACUUUCUUAUAGCACACUCCGCUUUCUUUUUCAUGUGUUUUGAACAGGAAACCGGGCUUGUUUUGUUUUGGUUUUUUUCCAAGAAAAACACCACAUCUUCAGAUUCAUUCCCCAACAAGCAUUGGGAGAAUAACCUUUGUGCUGUGCUGUUAUGAAACUGUUGUUGAAAACGAUUAUCAAACUUGAGUCUGCUGAAGAUUUUCAGUUUUUACAGAAGUGCACUUUAAGAAGAGGAAGACGAGGGAUUCUGGUUAAAAUUAAAUUCAGUACAUUGCUGUUAAGAUCAAUGCUGCCAUGGAGGUGACAGUUACUAAAUCCAAAGCUGCCAUAUAUUAACUGUUUUGAUCGAUACAUUUAAAGAAUAUCCCCACCAAAACCUGAAUUUUUGGGCAUAGGUUGUAGAAUGUUUUGAUGGCUUAGCAAUGGCCCUAUUACAUCCUUCAGAGAUUUCCUUUUUCCUGGUAUAUGAGGCCAUCGGUGAAGCCUGCUGUGUAAUUUUGACGAUGACAGAAGCAGUGUAUAGCUUGCACUGCAUGGUGUUACUGCCUCUUAAGAGCGGUAUUAAAAUACUCGGUAUUUCUUCAAAAGAAUGGACAGACAACAGGCAAAUAUCCACAACAAGAGGCUAGAGGUAUUAGCUUACUGCUUUGUAGUCAAAGCUAACUACGUAGCAGCAUUUAUAGUUGAGAAACGUCACUUCCCUUUCAUGCAUCCUGGAAGUUGCAGUCUUCGUCUAGUCAUGCCAACCCAUAAAUUGUUUAAGAUGUUGAUGUGAAGUUGGAAUCUUGAACUUAAAAAUUUGCCAGCCUAAAAAAUGCAAAUAUUGAAUUCUUUUGAAGAAAAUGUUUGUUUUAGUUUGGCUUGGCUUCUCUUCUGCUCUGUACUUCAUGGCAUUCAGAUUUGUGUCUGUAAAGUUCUCUGAAGCUCAGAUUUGAAACAGUUGGGGUGCAAUGUUUAUAGUUAAAUUUCUUUUGAUCUUAGUAUUUUCUUUGACAUGUAAAAUGGUCUGUAAACUGAGAGAGCCUAGUUCAUUCAAAAUUAAUACACAACAGAUCUACUUAGCAUUAGCUUUAUUUUUCCUUCCAAAUCCAAUUUCUGCAAGUUUCUGAUGUAUAUUUUAUUCAGAUCUAAAAAUGAAAUUGCCGUAAAAGGUACUUCCUGAUAUUUCUUGUGGUAUUUUUCUUGAGAUAGACCACCGGCAAAAAAAUACACCUGCUAACAAGAAUUCCACAUUGCAGCAAAUCUUUAUGCGCUCUUUGUAGGAGAAAAAUUAUACAAAUGUUUAACAGCCUCAUAAAACUAGUAUUCUGUUAUUUAGGAGGUUGUCAGUUUAUAUUUGAGUAAGAGAAGUUAUCUGGAAGAAACUGGAAAUUUAAUAUUUUAAAUACAAUGUUGAUAAAUGCAUUCGAUGAUUAUUUUCUUUUUAAAUUAUGUUUACAUUGUAGUAAUGUUUAAGCGGUUGUAUAUAGUAAUCUAAGGUGGUGUCCCUGUUUUAUGUUCUUUGUUUUCUUAGAAACCUGAGCAGACUUGUUGGCAUUAUACAUUGAGUUUUCAUUCUUGCUGCUUAGAACAGUGCCUAGUUAAUCUCUUCGUAAAUCAGAUUCUUAUACUGCAGAACAACUAAUUCAACUUAAGUCCUUUAAGUAUGCAGGGGGGUUUUAUUGCUUUGUGGUAAUGUUAUUUUGUUAUUCUUGGACUCAAAAAACCCAACAAAACCCUAACUUAAAAAAACCUAGUAGCUUAAAUUUAAAAUAAAACCAUAAAAUGCAUUUUGAUCAACACAUGAAAACUAAGCAAACCAAGCAAUGUCAAGAGUUGUGCUCUUCUUUCUGUGAUAAAAGAGAUUUAUGUGGUUCCUUUUAUUAAGUAUGGUAAUUCAUUGUCAGGACAUGCAGAAAUGUCACUGGAUAACAGAUGUAAAGCACAGUUUGAAACUUUUGUUACUGUUCUAUAGGACCUUUAAAGUUGUGUUGCAUUUUUUCCCCCUUGUAUUGUCUAAUGACAUAGAUGAAACAAAAGAUAUGGAUGUCUCAUCAUUCUUAACUUAAACUUCCUGUAAACCAAUGCUAAGUCAGACUAAUGUGGGGUUUUGAUGUAAUAAGAAACAAAUAUUCCAUGCUAAAUGGCUGGAAAGACUUUCUCUUUUGGCUCACCUGCAAAUGUAACUGUCAUCUACUUUUGCAUAUUUAUUUGUGGAGCUAAACCAAUUUUGAGUAUGCUGACUUGCCUGGCCACCUUUAAACUGCUGUGCAGGCAGUGUGGUGUUUCCACACCUCUAGCCGUGCGUCUCUGUCAUCUUUACACCUAGGUGACCACAGCAGGCUGGUGAAGUUGACUUCUCCCUGGUUACGAUGGUAGGCCAGUUCUGUAAACUCUAGGUCAGCUCAUUGCUGCGAUAUUGCCAGGUUGUGAAUCUGUUGAGCCUCUGAAAGGGUGAAGAAAGGAGAGUUAGCAAAAAAUGGAACUCUGAAAAAUAGAAAAUCAAAGAUACAACACUGCAGGUUACUUUAGUCCUAAAAAGCAUAGUGUUUAUACUGAGAUUGUGGAGAGAGUGGUGGCUCCUUGCUCUGUCCAAGUCAGCCAAACAUACAGACAUUACUUGCUUCCAGCUCGUAUUUUCCCGUGUGGUGGCGUGCUGCACCCCUGUGACUUCUGUGUUAAAACUCCCAAUUCGGUUUCAAUCUGCCCGGGCAGAUCAGGACCAGGGCGUGAGGGAGGAGCCGAACCUGUUCAUUGCAAUGCAUAGAGUAUUGCCCACUGCUGUUUGCAUUUCACCCACCACUCAGAGCAGGUCUGGUGGGGUGGCUGUAAGUGGAGCCUGUUCUAGAUCAUAGGUUGGAAUUGCACAGUGGAACAGAAGCCAGUAAUUAAAAAGCUGAACAGAGUUAGGUGAUGUUUUGUAUCUCAGUGUAUACAAAUGCUUUUGCAUUUUUUUAACUUUUUAGAAUUUUUUUGCAAAAGCAUCUAUUGUGCCAUGACUCUAGUCUGCUGCAGGGAUACCACAAGAAUUGAGCUUUUACUAGAAUUACUGAGCAGCUUUCCCCUGAAGCUUGCCAGUCCUCAGCUCUCAUUGACAUUCAGAGGUGCUUGACACUGAGCAUCGGGGUUCCUCAUACUUCAUUGCUUCCAUCAAAGCCUCCUGUCCUCCUGAGCUGCUCCACCUUCACCUCCUGGCUCACGUGCUGGCGAGUAAGAGGUGGGCAAUGUUCUGUGAUUUUUGAGAAUGAAUUGAGUUCCACUUUUAAGUCAGAUAAAGAAAUGCCACUCUUGUUAAUAGUGCAGAAUCCAGUUCUACAGUAGGAAGGAAGAGGAUCGUCAUUUAGUUGGGUACGACCAGGAAGUACCAUUCCAGGUACCAACACAACACUGAAAAUCAAAAGGAAAGGUUUGCACAGCUGUAGCUCUUUACAGCAUCCGCACUGCAGUCUGUGCUGUUUCUCGGUACUGAAAUUUGCAAGAAUUAAGUCUUCUGUUGAGUUCUUAGCCGUGUGUUUACAGGGAGAAAAUAUUGUCAAGGCAAAAGUAAAACCUGAUCUUGCUCCUUUUAGGUGUGGCCUCGUCCCCUGCACUAUCAUUAAACUAAGCGAUAGAAGGGCUGGACCCUUUUAAUACCACUUCCCUCAUUGUGUGCUCUCUCUCACUUGAAAACCUCAGGAAACCUGUGUCGUGGUCCAAAACACUGAAAAAACAAUUGUUUGAAAAAAGCAGCACAUAUUUAAUUAAGUUGUAAGUCUUUAACAGUCAAAGUGGGCAGAGUGCACAGAGCAGUUAGAUGGUUUUCAUUUAGUUUUGUUAAAUUAGUGAUUGAAAAUAAUGAAGUCAAUUAGUCUUUCUAAAAAUGUUUAAGUGAUUUGUGGCUUGAUUCCCUCUUUAAAAAAAUAUGUAUGGUUUUGUGUGUGUACAUACAUAUGUACAUACAUGGAUAUUCAUACAGAUUUACGCUGCACUAGUAGCAGGCAGCACAUAGGUAGCUGUGCGUUACAGGGCUGUAGGCACACAGUCUGCGCGGUAGGCAGAGGGCCCCGGGACUGUCUACAAGCUCGGAGGAGCAAAGCGCUACCCCUCGGUCUCACCGGCGUGCUCACCCCUGUCUGUGCUGGUAGCUUUGCUCGCUCUUUUCUUGUGGGGUUUUAUGUAUUUUGCAGAUCGGAAGAUUUUAAAGUUUUGUUAAAACCAUAUGCAGAAUGGUCCGCUGCAGGUCCUUCUGCAUGUUGUUCUCGGAUUGGUUUUUUUGGGGUGGGAGGUUGGCAGGAUUGAUUUAUUGGAGUGUCAGUAUUCUAGGAAGGAAACCCUUUUUUAUAUUUUUAACCCUAACUUCGAUUUCUAUUGGAGCGCUUUCAGCAGCUCGUUUUUGAGCAGGAUUAUGAGUGACAUCCGAGGUGACUUACCCACUCACCGCACUGGAGCGUGGGUCAUCUGCAGAUUGCACAGUCCCUUUUGUUAACCUCCCGUAUGGAUUUUACUGUACUUUUUCCACCUGUAAAACUGAUUUUUCAAAGCUGUGACACCUUAGUCAUGACAUUGAGCCCUCCGAUCCCUCAUUAUAAAAUGAGCUUUCUGUUACUAACCGGCAGUACUAACUGGUACUUUUGCUGUCGGCAUUAAGUAGUGAUUUAAAAAACACGCAUCUUACUGGAAGGUUUGGCGGUAGUGCCUUGAGCUGCCUGUUUCUUUGGGAAGUUUGCACUGUGUUAGGAACGGGCCGUAGGGUUUGUGAAACCUGGUCUGCUGAGUUAAGCAGGUUUCCUCGUCCAGAGCGGGGAGAGGUGAGGAGGGCUCGCAGCUCAUGAGAUCGGGUCCAACCCGCGUAACCCGGGAGCCUGAGCCUCCUGCCGGGUUUUCAGUGGGAGCUUUGUCACCGACACCAGUGGAAGCGGGUUCGGGCCCCGGUGCAGAAGCGUCUGAAGGCAAGGGGGAUCCCAGGGCACCAGGCGUAAGGAGUAACCAGCCCAUUUGGAGGUGGGGAGUGCAGAGUGAACCUCUUCUGACUCUAUACUUCCCCAUACACAUUUACUGUAUGAACAACUGCUUUCGUAUUUUCCAGUCAUGUUGCAAUGGUAACUCACUGGCCACUGACAAGUGUUAGACAUAUUGCUAGAAGACCAGGCAGCUAAAAGACUAAAAUGCACUGUGCUCACUGUAAAAAUUGGCUUCUUACAUUGUUUCUUUUUAUAUGGUUGAAGAGGUGGUUGCGCUUCAGAUUUUUUCCUUUUUCUUUUCUUUUUUUUUAAAGAGGUCAAAUGUAUAUGAAGUGCAUGUUAUCCUGAACUUUUUGUUUGUACAUCUUGGUGUCAGAUCAUCUGCAUGAAAGACACAGUAGUGCCAUGUCUGAGCUUGUUCUCUUGUGCUUGGUUGAUAGGACCUUCUCUAGAUUGUUGAGUUUUCCCCAAAAUAACUUUGGUUAAUAUUUAGUUAUUGGGAGACAUGAAAACAAAACAUCAUGGUGGCCCUUUGUUUUCUUACAGUUUAAAUACAAACAACAAAGCCUUGUGGUUUAAAGUUAAUUUGUUAGUGUAAAUAAAUUUCUUGCCAAUGAGUAUUAUUGUUGUUAGACAACGAAUGCAAUAAAAUGAGAAAUCCUGAAUCUUUAUUA